Molecule: messenger RNA, 1026 nt
Organism: Kuraishia capsulata CBS 1993
Lineage: Eukaryota; Fungi; Ascomycota; Pichiomycetes; Pichiales; Pichiaceae
Exons: 1
Coding region: 1-1026 (341 amino acids)
Cellular component (GO): VCP-NPL4-UFD1 AAA ATPase complex
Molecular function (GO): polyubiquitin modification-dependent protein binding
Source: RefSeq, a predicted model, not a curated record
AUGGCAUCACACUUCGAAGACUAUUUCAGAGCAUAUCCGGUAGUAAUGAUGCCGGAUCUUUCAAGAAAGGAUGCUGCUAAUUACGGUGGCAAAAUAUUCCUGCCUCCAUCGGCAUUGAACAAAUUGACCAUGCUAAACAUCAGAUACCCUAUGUUGUUUGAACUGACAAGCGAGGAAUCAGGCAAAUCAACCCAUAGUGGAGUGCUAGAGUUCACAGCGGAAGAGGGAAGAUGUUAUCUUCCACAAUGGAUGAUGAGCACGUUGUCUAUCGAACCAGGAUCACUUUUGAAGAUCAGCAACUGCGACUUACCGCUUGGCACCUACACCAAGAUCGAGCCCCAGUCGCAAGAUUUUCUCGAGAUAUCCGACCCCAAGGCGGUCUUAGAAAGCGUUCUGCGGAAUUUUACUACGCUCACGGUGAAUGACAUUAUAGAAAUAAGCUACAACGAUCACAUUUAUGCUAUCAAGGUUCUGGAAUUGAAGCCCGACCAGCCUUCUACCCACAGUGUUUGUGUCAUUGAAACCGAUCUUGUUACUGAGUUUGCUCCGCCAGUCGGAUAUGUGGAGCCAGACUACAAGGCAAUGGCCCAGGAAAGACAGAAGGUGAAUAAGAAAAAUGCUUUGGAAACCACUCCGGCCUUGCAGGGCCAAGGUUCCAUGGCCCGUCAGAUAAACUAUGGUGAUAUACUACGAGAAGCGGCUCAACAGGCCACCAACUUUGGCGGAAAGGGUGCGAAAUUGUCAGGAAAAGAAGUUCCCGUGGCCGUUGUUGAAGAGACCGCAAAAAUCGAUCUAUCGGGCCCUCCUGUUCCGCUGAGACUACCUGAGGGCCAGUUGUUUUUUGGAUUUCCAGUUGUGCCAGUGGCCGCUGAGGAUGAAGACGAAGAGACUAACUCGACAACAAAGAAGGUGUUUGAAGGCCAGGGCCAGACGUUGAGGGCGAGCAGGAAGAGGAAAGACAAGAACAUGAACCACCCUGCAUUGAAAGAUAAAGCCAGGAGUCCAGAGUUUAUAGAGAUUGAUUAG